CAAGGGACAGGUGACUGACGCGACAUUCAAAAGGGCCUGCAGUGAUUUGUAGUUCCUUUUACAACACUGGAGCGAACAGCAACCUGUACACUCCUCAAGGCCAUGAGAUAAUAUAACCCAAGCUUAUUCUCCCAAUGGAAACACCGGCACACAUGGAAAUGGCACAAAGAGAGAUCCUGGAGCAGCGGACUAAAGAUCCAGCGGAGGAGAUCACAGAGGAGAAAUUCCUUAAAGAUCUCUACCUGUUCAUGAAGAAGAGAGAUACUCCCAUAGAGAGGGUCCCCAACCUAGGCUUCAAACAAAUUGAUCUAUUUCUGAUGUUCAAGGUUGUCAGAGCGAUGGGUGGCUACCACCAGGUGAUGGCCCAGCAGCUGUGGAAACAGGUGUAUAACUCUCUGGAAGGAAACCCCCGGAGCACGAGCGCAGCCACGUGCACCCGCAGACACUACGAGAAGCUGCUUCUGCCGUACGAGUGCCACCUGACAGGCAUCUUGGUGAACGUGGUGCCCCGUAACCAGCCGAAGCACUUCCACUUCACCAGCUUCAGCAGAGAGGACAGCCCGAGGUCGGCCAAACGCAAACUGACAUCCGUACCUCUGCCCCAGAACCCACACCCUCGUGAGAGUGUCUUCCCUCUGUCGCCCCGCUACCCUCCCUACUAUCAGGCAGCUGUCCUCCCCCCCUACGUCCCCAUCUCUUCCCCGGUGUUGACACUACACAGCUCCCCACCCCCCAAGCCCUGGUUCCCUUUCCCUACUCACCUGAACCCGACAGAAAGAGAAAAGGAGCCGCUGGAGCAGCUGCGCUUCCUGGCAGAUCAGUACAAGACCACAUGUUGCCUGCCUGAGCCUUGGGACCUCAGUCCUUUGGGACCUUUGGAUAAAGCACAGAGGCGGGAAACCUACAGGACCCCCAAAUCAUCGUUCAGCCCACCUUCAUCCACUAAAACCCCAAAGUUUCUGAACAAGCCCUCCCCUCUGUACAAUCCUCGUAGCCUGCAGGUGAUGAUAAAUGAUGGAUCUGAGACACAAGAUGGCGAGGCAAGUUUGGGAGAUACAUCAAUUCCAGAGAAAGCUAGAGAGGCAUAUGUCAAUCAAAAAGCUCUAACCGCCUCAGGCAGCCCCACUGCCCCAACACUGAGGACAGAUGAAGGCGUCUCAACUAUGGCACAAAGAUCCAGCUCUCCAAAAACAGAAGUAACGAUCCGUCCGAAAGAAGAGAGAGAAGGGAGUCCAGAAUUCACUGAUUUACCUCCUGGUCUCCCUCGAGAGAAAGGAGGAAAAAUGGAAAUUGUGGUACCACUGUCUGUGUUUCAUAACUGGCUCAAGCUGUGUGGGUCCUCAGUCAGGAUGCAUGGACCCCCGCAGGAGGAGCAAAGGAAAUGUCCCGACACAGAGGGAGUCCCUACUAAUAUGGCAUCAAACAUGAAUCACGAACACAGCAACUCCUCAGGUGAAGCUGAGGAUCUGACGCUGACGCGAAGGAAUUUCCCGAGCCCCAACCAGAGUACCGGAAAUCACCACAAAACAAGACAAGAUCAUUUUACCAACUACAAUCCUCAGCAUUCAGAUAUCCUGAAAAGAGCAGCCAGCCAGGAUGUGUUUGGUCAGUGGGAAAUUAACAAGUCAUCCAGCUCCAGACCCACACAUUGCUGGGAUGCCUUUGACAAAGAGACCCAGGCUGCCACCCUCCCAGUGAAUAUUGACUCUAGUCCCCGCACAGUGCAGCGAGACUAUGCCACCUCCAUAUCCUGUAAUGAAGACACAGUGCAGGGGGGGGGGGAGAAGUCAGACACGGGGUUAGCAGCUAUGCUCAUGUUGAAUUCACCCUCUAAUCCUCUGCUGCAGUUCACCACUGAAGAAGUGAUGAAGCUGAGGAAAAUCAUCUCAAGGCCAUUGUGAACAUCAGUCCAGAUGCUCCAACACCACUUUAAAGCUCACAUAUUGUUAUUUCUCACACUGUAUAUGAUUUGUAUAUAAUAACAUACGUUUUUACUCAAUACUAUGGAAGUUUAAAAAAAACUAACAAUCAUCUGAUGUGUAAUAAUUCAUUCAUAAGCAGAGAUAGAUUUGAAGAAAAAUGCCCACUCUUGAAAAAAAUGUCUAUGAAUAUAUACUGUCAUUGUAUUGUAAAUCUAACAUUUUAAUAAAUAAAUGAAUGUCUGAUGUCUCAA
Messenger RNA from Trematomus bernacchii (emerald rockcod), 2173 nucleotides. RefSeq names its product AT-rich interaction domain 6 (gene arid6). Gene Ontology annotation, molecular function: transcription cis-regulatory region binding. Bases 135 to 1901 code for a protein of 588 amino acids. The transcript has 6 exons. The record is from RefSeq and is a predicted model, not a curated record. NCBI's taxonomy places the organism in Eukaryota, Metazoa, Chordata, Actinopteri, Perciformes, Nototheniidae. Gene Ontology annotation, cellular component: nucleus. Gene Ontology annotation, biological process: regulation of transcription by RNA polymerase II.